This is a messenger RNA of Macrosteles quadrilineatus (aster leafhopper), 3970 nucleotides long. RefSeq names its product DCN1-like protein 3. NCBI's taxonomy places the organism in Eukaryota, Metazoa, Arthropoda, Insecta, Hemiptera, Cicadellidae. Gene Ontology annotation, molecular function: cullin family protein binding; ubiquitin conjugating enzyme binding; ubiquitin-like protein binding. Gene Ontology annotation, cellular component: ubiquitin ligase complex. Gene Ontology annotation, biological process: protein neddylation; positive regulation of ubiquitin-protein transferase activity. The record is from RefSeq and is a predicted model, not a curated record. Bases 160 to 1035 code for a protein of 291 amino acids. The transcript has 4 exons.
CUAGAACAAAAUGUCUUGUAUUGUUGUCUCUUGCGAUGGGAAUUUGUGAAAGAAAAUUCAUCCUGGGUUGCCGUGAUAUUCAUUACAAUAGGAUUUCCUGAGUGGGGAGGGGCUGAGCCGCUGGGCUGGCUGAAUGAGGGAGACAGUGAGGGGAGACCAAUGGGCAACUGUUUCUCUAGAGGGAAGGGACGCCCUCCACCCCAGGCUGAACGAUCGGAAAAUUACGGCCCAGCAACUCAGAAACAGACACAAGAAAUCAACUGGGACAUGUGCGCCGACCAAUGUGUGAACCAACGUAACGGAAACAGUCUCAGCGAGCCUGUGCGCGAGAAAAGUGUUCGGACGUUUUACACCAGAGUGGGACGCGCGUCGGACGUGAAAAUCGGCAAGACCGUGUCGGAAAAUCGUAUCAAUAAUUUGUUCGACAUCUACAAAGACACUGAUGAGGAAAUCCAGGCGGAGGGCAUUGAAAGGCUUUGUGCGGAUUUGAACCUAUCGCCAGACGAGUACCGUGUGCUGCUGCUCGCGUGGAAGCUGGACGCAUCGCAGAUGUGUCGGUUCACACGGGAGGAGUUUGUGAAGGGGUGUCGUGCGAUGCACGUCGACUCGCUGAAGGGAAUACAGAACAAACUGGCGGAGUUGGAGACGGAGGUUAGAGAAGACCAGACGGUGUUCAAGGACCUGUACAGGUUCACGUUCAGGUUUGGCCUGGACUCUGCGGCGGGACAGAGGAUACUAGCGGCAGACAUGGCCAUGGACCUGUGGAGACUGGUGUUCUGCGGACAGGAACCGGCUAUACUGCAGCGGUGGCUCAGGUUCCUCCAGUGCCAUCCGCAUAUCCGAGGCAUCCCACGAGACACGUGGUACAUGUUCCUCAACCUAGCGGAGGCAGUGGGCGACGACUUGUCGACCUACAAUGACGCAGAGGCGUGGCCGAGCUUAUUUGACGACUUCGUAGAGUUUGAAAAUGACCAGGCCAACCAGAACAUCAGCAAAGAAAAGGAACAAGUUAUAAAAGCUGAGUGGGACAGUUAGGUAAAUUCAAUGUCUGGCUGUUGGUAACUUUGAUAUCUUUACAGUGAAAAUAGUAGUUUUAGCCCUUCUCAACAGGGUGAGAAGGCAAAAAUGUGAUGAUGGCAAGCGUAUUUUAUGCAAGUGCUCCAAAUAAAAGGUAUAUAUAAAAUAAAUCAAUACAAUUAUUCUUGUUUGUUAAAAAUGAUAACUUUGAAAGCCUGGGGGCAGAGCUCUUAGAGACUUAAAGAUUAGAAAUAAGGUAGAACCUUUCUAGGUAUAGAUACAACAAAUUCCCAUAGUUUUGGACUGAAUCAAAAUAAAGAACUAAAAGACAAUUUUUUUUACCUACCGUAUGCAAUAGAUUCUGAUUUUAAAGUAUGAUUUUUUUAAGUAUGAUUUUUGAAGUAUGAGUAUCUAAUCCUGCAGGAAUCAGUAGUAUCACAUUUUACGUAGUGAACAAUUUUCAAAUGGUUAUUGCGCAAUUAGAAACGUUUAAUUGAUCAGAAUCAUAAAGUUUACCAAAUUAAGGUAUUUAAAAAAAUAAUUCGCCUCCCAAUGUAAAAGCUUGCUGUUGAAAUAAUUAGCUUUGAGGUGGAGGCUUGGAGGCUCCGUUUUUAUUUUUAUCGUCGGCAAAAUUUACAAUUAAGAUCAAUUACCUGUAAGUGCCUGCAACUUUUAGUUUGAUUAUUCCUUUAAAGACAUUUAAAUUACAAACUUUUAUUAAUAAUAACCAAUUUGUCUCAGAGUAUAUUUGAUCUUUAUGACAUAAUUAAAAGUGUUUGACCUAAAUGCUUUCUUUUAACAAACUACAGUCAUGUAUUAUCAUACCCUUGAACUUUUCUUUAUAUAUUAUAGGAUAGGCUAAAUUUAUGAACUCCUUAUUGAAGUUUUAAUUUUUUACUUGCAUAACUAUUUCUAUGUGUCAAACUUACAAACAGCCAGUAAACACUUUGUACUAUGUGUGUUCACGAUUUACGAAUGUCCGUUAGAUUAAGCUUUUGCCAAAUUCGGUACAGGAUGCUGUUAUGAGCAAGUAUAGCAAUUUUUUAUAGUUGUGUUUUUAUGAAUCGUAAAGUUUUACAAAAUCUUAAUGGUUGUAUAGUUAAUUUUCGUAGCAUUGACUGCAGGUAGGUUCUAAUAAAGUGAUUUCAUUGCUUGGCAUGAAUAGCCUAUGUUUGUUUUAUUGUGAGUUAGUAUUCAGAGUAGUAGUUAAUGAAAAAAUGUAUUCAUUGAUGACUAACAUCGUCGAUUGAGUCUGGUUUAAAAAAUGAUAAGCUAAGAAGUGGUGGUUGAUUCUUUCAUACUCCAUCAAUUAAUCCUAUUAAAGGCAGGCCAACUCAUUUCAGUCUAUCUCACUUUAAAGCGGCCAUAAAGUUUGCAAUGCCAAUGAGAUUUCAGCUUUACUAUCCAUAGUCAAUGCGGUAAUAAGCAUAACCCUUUAAUUUUAUCGACGUUGCAUAGUUUACUUAUUCUACUGCCAUGUGUUGUUUCUUUUAGGCUUACACGGUUUUAACCAAGCUUUUAGAAAGAUGUAAAGAAAACUGUGUUUCUAAAUGAUAAGUUUAUUGUGUUUAAUAGACCUAGUCAUUUUCUAUACGUAGUUAAAAUUUUUCUUCCCAACAGUGAACUGCUCAGUUUUAGUAAUUAGGGCAAAUGUUGAUGUUUCAUCGAACCCUAAAACGUGAUAAUAUUGGUUGACAGAUCAUUUAAUAUUAAUCAUUACUUUUUUGUUGUCUUGUGUUGUUGUUUUUGUAUUCAGAAAUAUGUACAUGUGGUAAAACCGUAGUUUAAUUUAAACUUUGCACUUAGAUCUCGCUUACUCUUUUUUUUGUUUUCCUGUAAAUCUUUAAUCUUUUGUACAGACGUGUAAAGUUUUAUUUAUUGUUUUUAUAUUUUUUAGCUUAGUGUGAUCUAGGGGAAUUCAUAGCAUGACAAAUUAUUCUGGUGUAUUUAGCUUUAAAUUGGAUAGUUUCCUGUUAGUAAAUACCACCACUUAUUUGGUCUUUAGGUUGUGUAGUUAAAACCUGAAGACAGUAUUUUUAUUUGUUACAAUCGGCAACUAAGCCUAAACCUUGAACAUUUGAUUUAUGACCUUUUUUGUGCUAUACUGUUACUAGUAUCACAAUAAAUUAACCCUUAGUACUCCCUACACUGCCUCACAAAAGUAUUUAUUAUUUUGAUAGGAUUUGUUCUUAAUUAGUCUCAAUUGACGGAUCUAGAAACCAAACUGAGUAGUGGUAUGAAAAAAAUGAAUAGGGAGAAAUUCCAAAAAAGGUUAAUCUAGGUAAAUUGUGUUUGCCAAGCUAAGUUUUUAUAAUUUCAGCUUCAACCACAAAAGUGCCCUUUGCAAGGUGUAAGGAAAUUGUACAGCAUUUAAUUUUAUAGUUUUUUUAUUUGGGAAUUUUUAUUUAACUUAGCAUUUUUGGAUAGUGUUGAAAUGUUAGUGUAAAAACAUUAAUUUAGUGCACUAGACAACUUAACCCAUGGGGAAGAGAAAGCUCUUUUUUAAAUAAGGAAAAAUUGAAUUCAAAGCUAAUUUACGAGAAACAUUUUAUUAAAUUUAUAUACGGGUAUCGUAUGUAAUAUACCCAAAAUCUGACUGCAUAAGGUAUAUAAAUACAUUAAUCUAUAAGCGUUGUGAUUCUUUACUUUGGGUGAUUUUUUGUUUAGUUAUUACCUUAGGGAGUCGAUUCUAUAUGAACAAUCAAUAAUGGUCUUUGACAAUAAUUUUACUUGAAAAAUUUACUAGUUUUAAGUUUGAAUCAAUUGCUUGUUUGUUUCUCAGAACAAAGACUUAACCCAGAACUCUUAACAAAGCAAUAAAAAACAACGUUGCUGGAUGGGCUAAACUUGAGGGUGGUAGGAGAGAAAACUGAAAUUACUAGACUGUUGCCAUCAGCUGAUCCAGUGGCGGAUCUAGAACAGUCACAAGGGGGGGGGGGCGAACCGGGGGGUU